Staurois parvus is the source of this 347-nucleotide messenger RNA. The record is from the annotation of a GenBank genome assembly. NCBI's taxonomy places the organism in Eukaryota, Metazoa, Chordata, Amphibia, Anura, Ranidae.
AUUCAGACUGCUUCUAAAAACAUUUGUGGAACAAUGGGUCGCUCUCAGGAGCUCAGUGAAUUCAAGUGUGGUACCAUGAUAGGUUGCCACCUGUGCAAUAAGUCCAUCCAUGAAAUCUCCUUGCUACUAAAUAUUCCACGGUCAACUGUUGGUGGUAUUAUAACAAAGUGGAAGCAACUGGGAACAACACCAACUCAGCCACCAAGCGAGUGGGGCCAGUGCAGGCUGGAGCACACAGUUGACAACUGUCUGCAGAGUCAAUAGCUAAAGACCUCCAAACUUCUUGCGGCCUUCAGAUUAGCACAACGACAGUGUGUAGAGAGCUUCAUGGAAUGGGGUUUCAUGGC